AUAAACGCUGGACAGACGAGGGGGAGGACAGGACCGUACAAAAUACAGAAAACAACAAUAACAACACGCCCAAAGCUGACAGUGACAUUUGUGUUCACGCGGAAAAUCGCCAAAGAAAGGAAAGGAUUUCGUGUCGCUUCCUUCCCUGCCUGCCGACCGAACCCGUCUCUCUUUCAGCGGAUACACACCAGGUGCUGUGUGUGGAAACUUAAAACUGCCCAGUGCUGGAUCCUGAAGUGUCUGAUAGAGAAGUAAGGACUGAAGAGAAGAAAGAGGGUGCAUGGAGUGCUCAAGGCUGGUUAAACUGGGGACGUCCACCUCUCCCUGGUUGGGCCUGUUUAUUGCAGCAGCUACAUUGCUAUGUGCAGAGGCUCGAACCACCCCCAGCCCAGUUCCGGCAGCAAACAAUGCCACGUGUGAAGGGACAUCGGAGUGCAAACCAGGCAUUAUUCUGCCAAUUUGGUACCCUGAGGACCCAUCCAUGGGUGAUAAGAUUGCACGGGUAAUAGUAUACUUUGUUGCAAUGAUCUACAUGUUCCUUGGUGUGUCCAUCAUUGCUGACCGUUUCAUGGCAGCCAUUGAAGUCAUCACCUCUCAAGAAAAGGAAAUUAUCAUUAAAAGGUCCAAUGGAGAGACAACCACCACCACCAUUCGGAUAUGGAAUGAAACAGUUUCCAAUCUUACCCUCAUGGCACUGGGUUCCUCAGCACCAGAGAUCUUGCUGUCAGUCAUUGAGGUUUGUGGUCACAACUUCAAGGCUGGGGAGCUGGGGCCCUCCACUAUUGUAGGCAGCGCAGCUUUCAACAUGUUUGUCAUCAUUGGACUUUGUGUGUUUGUCAUUCCUGACGGAGAGACACGGAAGGUUAAGCACUUGCGUGUCUUCUUUGUCACAGCAGCCUGGAGCAUCUUUGCUUAUAUAUGGCUCUACAUGAUCCUAGCUGUUUUCUCACCCAAUGUGGUCCAGGUCUGGGAGGGUCUUCUCACCCUUGCGUUCUUUCCCAUCUGUGUCAUCCUUGCCUGGGUGGCUGACCGCCGCUUACUCUUCUAUAAGUUCAUGCACAAGAAGUAUCGGACAGACAAGCAUCGGGGUGUCAUCAUUGAGACUGAAGGUGAGCGAUCCAAAGGCAUUGAGAUGGAUGGGAAAAUGGUGAACUCGCACUUUGUGGAUGGCACUGCCAGUAAUCUCAUUGGAUUGAUGGAGGGUAAAGAGGUAGAUGAGUCCAGACGAGACAUGAUCCGCAUCCUGAAGGACCUGAAGCAGAAGCAUCCCGAGAAAGACUUAGACCAGCUGGUAGAAAUGGCCAACUACUAUGCUCUUUCUCACCAGCAGAAGAGCCGUGCUUUCUACCGAAUCCAGGCCACACGGAUGAUGACUGGGGCUGGAAACAUCUUAAAGAAACAUGUGGCAGAGCAAGCUAAGAGAAGCAACAGUGUGCAGGAGGUGCGUAUUGAGGAGCCAGAGGAAUUUGUCUCCAAGAUCUUUUUUGAGCCCUGUGCCUAUCAGUGCUUGGAGAACUGUGGUGCUGCUCUGUUGACUAUUGUAAGGAAAGGGGGCGACAUCUCCAAGACCGUGUAUGUGGAUUACAAGAGUGAAGAUGGCUCUGCCAAUGCUGGUGCAGACUAUGAGUUCACAGAAGGGACAGUAGUGUUCAAGCCAGGUGAGAUGCAGAAGGAGAUCAGCAUUGGGAUCAUUGAUGAUGACAUCUUUGAAGAGGAUGAGCACUUCUUUGUGCGACUCAGCAACGUUCGUGUUCUGGAGACAGAUGAUCUGCUGUCACCCGGUAGUCUGCCAUUCCCCAAAGCUGUACUGGGCUUCCCUGCUGUUGCCACAAUCACUAUCCUCGAUGAUGACCACGCUGGUAUCUUCACUUUCGAGAGUGAUUCAGUACAUGUAAGUGAGAGUGUAGGCAUCAUGGAAGUGAAGGUGCUGAGGACUUCUGGAGCUCGUGGCACUGUCAUUGUGCCUUACCGGACAGUAGAAGGGCUAGCGAAGGGUGGAGGAGAGGACUUUGAAGACACCUAUGGAGAACUGGAGUUUAAAAAUGAUGAGACGUGCAAAUCGAUUCAGGUGAAAAUCAUAGACGACGAGGAGUAUGAGAAAAACAAGAAUUUCUUCCUGGAGCUUGCUGAACCACGCAUGGUGGAUAUGAGUCUGCAGAAAGCUCUUUUGCUAGCAGAAGAAGUGCCUGAAAGGAAGCUGUCAGCUGAAGAAGAGGAAGCUAAGAGGAUUGCGGAGAUGGGCAAACCUGUGCUGGGGCAGCACCGCAAGCUGGAGGUCAUCAUCGAGGAGUCCUAUGAGUUUAAGAGCACAGUGGACAAGCUAAUCAAGAAGACCAAUCUGGCUCUUGUUGUGGGCACUCAUUCUUGGAGAGACCAGUUCAUGGAGGCGAUCACAGUCAGUGCAGGAGAUGAGGACGAGGAAGACUCGGGGGACGAACGCCUGCCCUCCUGCUUCGACUACGUCAUGCACUUCCUGACGGUCUUCUGGAAGGUUCUGUUUGCUUGUGUUCCGCCCACGGAGUACUGGAACGGUUGGGCCUGUUUCACUGUGUCCAUCGUCAUCGUCGGCCUGCUGACGGCGAUCAUCGGGGACUUGGCGUCCCACUUCGGCUGCACCAUCGGUCUGAAGGACUCUGUUACUGCCGUGGUGUUCGUGGCCCUCGGCACCUCGGUCCCUGACACCUUUGCCAGUAAGGUUGCCGCAGUGCAGGAUACGUAUGCGGACGCCUCCAUCGGGAACGUGACGGGCAGCAACGCCGUGAACGUGUUCCUGGGCAUCGGCGUGGCCUGGUCGGUGGCAGCCAUCUACUGGCACAUGCAAGGAAAGGAGUUUGUGGUGCCGGCCGGAUCGUUGGCCUUCUCCGUCACGCUCUUCACCAUCUUCGCCUUCCUGGCGGUGACCGUUCUCUUAUAUCGGCGCCGCGCCCACAUCGGGGGGGAGCUGGGCGGUCCCCGUGGACACAGACUAGCCACCACUGGCUUCUUCUUCAGCCUCUGGCUGCUCUACAUCCUCUUCUCUGGCCUGGAGGCAUACUGUCAUAUACAAGGCUUCUAGCCACUGGGAACAGCGGUCCUUUGAGACAGAGGUUCAAAGUACAACAUAGAAAAAAUACGAAGGAGGAUUUUCAACGUGGAAAGAGCUUGGGGGUGGAGCUGGGUUGUAAAGAGAGGGUGCUGGGUGGAGACUAGGAGCCUCUCCUCUCCGACAACCCCAUCGACACCCAGCACCGCGGAGGCCAUCGUUGGCAGGAGCCGGACGGACAGGGAGGAGCGUGCAGCAGCGAGCGGUGAGGCAGUGCCUUUCUCCCCCCGCGAUGAGGCAUGGGGAGGGCGGGGGGCUAGCUGUUCCAACUCGUGCCAAGUGUGGAGGAGAAACGGAUAUCGAGAAA
Molecule: messenger RNA, 3389 nt
Organism: Scleropages formosus (Asian bonytongue)
Lineage: Eukaryota; Metazoa; Chordata; Actinopteri; Osteoglossiformes; Osteoglossidae
Gene: slc8a3
Product: solute carrier family 8 member 3
Exons: 8
Coding region: 281-3055 (924 amino acids)
Biological process (GO): calcium ion import across plasma membrane; sodium ion transmembrane transport; cell communication
Cellular component (GO): sarcolemma; postsynapse; axon
Molecular function (GO): calcium:sodium antiporter activity
Source: RefSeq, a predicted model, not a curated record